This is a messenger RNA of Strongylocentrotus purpuratus (purple sea urchin), 4659 nucleotides long. Its product is annotated as zinc finger protein 271-like. The transcript is spliced from 4 exons. Bases 292 to 3690 code for a protein of 1132 amino acids. Gene Ontology annotation, cellular component: nucleus. Lineage: Eukaryota; Metazoa; Echinodermata; Echinoidea; Camarodonta; Strongylocentrotidae. The record is from RefSeq and is a predicted model, not a curated record.
AUCCUCCUCUUAUUGGUCGUUGGCUCAAUGGUCGCCAGUUUUCAAGGAACGAUAAAUACUGAAUAAUACCGAGUUAAAUUAUCUCGGAUCCGUGAACAACCUGAGAGGAGAUCGCAUUCAAAUGUUCCCAAAUUAAUUUCUUAAAGAAUUUGAUGGCAACCUCCAUAUUAAGCCCAAGAACGAACGGAAUGUAGGCUUAAAGCAAGAAGUAGAUGUGAGGACUUUGAAGUGCAGCCUGCAGAUCUGAGAGCAGCAGAGACUGUUCAGUCAUUCCCAGAAGUCAAGCAAGAAAUGAAGAGAGGGACACUUGAUCAUCACCAAACCACAUAUAGAAGUGUAGCAGAAAGUGUCCAUUUAGUCCCAGAAGAUAUGAUCAAGCAAGUAGCAGAGAGAGGGGCAUUAAAUCCUCUCAGAACAAUGGAUAGGAGUGCAGCAGAAGGUUUUCAGUCAGUCCCAGAAGAUAUGAUCAAGCAAGUAGCAGAGAGAGGGGUAUUAAAUCCUCUCAGAACAACGGAUAGGAGCGCAGCAGGUGUUCAGUCAGUCCCAGAAGAUAUGAUCAAGCAAGUAGCAGAGAGAGGGCCCAGAGGGGCAUCAAAUCCUCUCAGAACAAUGGAUCAGAUUGCAGCAGAAGGUGUUCAGUCAGUCCCAGAAGAUAAUGUCAAGCAAGAAGUUCAGAGUAGGACCUUGAGUUCACUGCAUUCUAUAGAUAUGUGCAUAGAAACAACCCUAGGACAUACUAACAAGCAAGAAAUGGAAAGUAAGACCUCCAAAUCUUUGCGACAUACUGAACAGAGUGUAGAUGAAACUGCCCCAUCAGUCCCAGAACACAUGCAAAAAGCAGAGAGUUGGACCUUACAUACAUUGCCAACUCCAAAUAGGAGCUCAACAGAAACUAUUCAAUUUGUUGAAGGAGUUCUCAUCAAGCAAGAGGUUGAUAGCAAUGCCGUUCAUUACCUGUCACUCAUGAAUGAAUUCAUUCCGUCAGUCAUAGAAGUUCUCAUCAAGGAAGAACCAGAGGCCUUUUCAACCGUUGGAGAGGAAAUUAAUCAGUUAGCCCUCAAAACCAACAUCAAGCAAGAAUUUACAGAAGAAAGUGAAGAGGAAGGUGUUCCAUCAAGUCUAGAAGGUAGAAUCAAUCAUGAAGUGGAUAGUACAACCCAUAAUCCUGUGUCAAGUACUGAUGGAGACGAGGAAUCUGAACAACCUACAUCAGAAGGUGAUAUUGUUAACAACGAACAAGAGACGGUAGAACGUGGAGAGUCAAUCAACAGUGGAGGUAAAUCUCAUCUUUGCUCACAUUGCGGCAAGGUGUUUUCCACAAAAGAUCAACUCGACAUUCAUCUGAGGAUACAUUUUGGAGAAAAGCUACAUCAAUGUCCAUGUUGCAGUAAGAGAUCAUGUCAGGCCAGUCACCCCCUUCUCCACUUGAAAUCACAUGCAGGAGAAAAGCCAUAUGAAUGUUGCUAUUGUAAGAAAGGAUUUUUACGGAAAAAUGAUCUCAAUCGUCAUAUACUAACACAUACAGGAGAAAAGCCAUAUGAAUGUUGCUAUUGUAAGAAAGGAUUUUCUCGGAAAAGUACACUCAAUUGUCAUAUACUAGCACAUACAGGAGAAAAGCCAUAUGAAUGUUGCUAUUGUAAGAAAAGAUUUUCUAAGAAAAAUAAUCUUAAAUGUCAUCUCAGAACACAUACAGGAGAAAAGCCAUAUGAAUGUUCACACUGUAAUAAAGGGUUUUCUCAGAAAAGCUAUCUCACCCAGCACCUCCUAACACAUACAGGAGAAAUGCCAUAUGAGUGUUGCUAUUGUAAGAAAGGGUUUCCUAAGAAAAGUGCACUCAAUCGUCAUAUACUAACACACACAGGAGAAAAGCCGUAUGAAUGUUCACACUGCAAGAAAAGGUUUUCUAACAAAGGAAAUCUCAACCAACACCUCCUAACACACACAGGAGAAAAGCCAUAUGAAUGUUGCUAUUGUGAAAAAAGAUUUUCUCAGAAGAGCGUACUCAAUUGUCAUCUACUAGCACACAGAGGAGAAAAGCCAUAUGAAUGUUGCUAUUGUAAGAAAAGAUUUUCUAAGAAAAAUAAUCUUAAAUGUCAUCUCAGAACACAUACAGGAGAAAAGCCAUAUGAAUGUUCACACUGUAAUAGAAGGUUUACUCGGAAAAGCCAUCUCGCCCAGCACCUCCUAACACACACAGGAGAAAAGCCAUAUGAAUGUUCACACUGUAAGAAAGGAUUUUCUGAGAAAAGAAGUCUCACCCAGCACCUCCUAACACACACAGGAGAAAAGCCGUAUAUAUGUUGCUAUUGUAAGAGAGGAUUUUCACGGAAAAGUGCACUCAAUCAACAUAUACUAAUACAUACAGGAGAAAAGCCACAUGAAUGUUCUUACUGUAAGAAAGGAUUCUCUCGGAAAAGCCUCCUCAAUUGUCAUCUACUAACACAUGCAGGAGAAAAGCCAUAUGAAUGUUGCUAUUGUAAGAAAGGAUUUUUACGGAAAUAUGAUCUCAAUCGUCAUAUACUAACACAUACAGGAGAAAAGCCAUAUGAAUGUUGCUAUUGUAAGAAAGGAUUCUCUCAGAAAAGUGUACUCAAUCGUCAUAAACUAAUACAUACAGGAGAAAAGCCAUAUGAAUGUUGCUAUUGUAAGAAAGGAUUUUCACAAAAAAAUGAACUCAAUCUUCAUCUCCGAACACACACAGGAGUAAAGCCAUAUGAAUGUUGCUAUUGUAAGAAAGGAUUCUCUCAGAAAAGUGUACUCAAUCAACAUAUACUAAUACAUACAGGAGAAAAGCCAUAUGAAUGUUGCUAUUGUAAGAAAGGAUUUUCACAGAAAAGUGUACUCAAUCGUCAUAAACUAUCACAUACAGGAGAAAAGCCCCAUGAAUGUUCGCACUGUAAUAAAGGGUUUUCUGAGAAAAGAAGUCUCACCCAACACCUCCUAACACACACAGGAGAAAAGCCAUAUGAAUGUUCAAACUGUAAGAAAGGGUUUUCUGAGAAAAUAAGUCUCGCCCAACACCUCCUAACACACACAGGAGAAAAGCCAUAUGAAUGUUCAUAUUGCAAGAAAAGGUUUUCUAAGAAAAGCAAUCUCACCCAACACCUCCUAACACACACUGGAGAAAAGCCAUAUGAAUGUUCACACUGCACGAAAAGGUUUUCUCUGAAAAGUACUCUUAAACGUCAUCUCCGAACACACACAGGAGAAAAGCCAUAUGAAUGUUCAAACUGUAAGAAAGGGUUUUCUCAGAAAAGAAGUAUCACCCAACACCUCCUAACACACAGAGGAGAAAAGCCAUAUGAAUGUUCAAACUGUAAGAAAGGGUUUUCUGAGAAAAUAAGUCUCACCCAACACCUCCUAACACACAGAGGAGAAAAGCCAUAUGAAUGUUCAUACUGCAAGAAAAGGUUUUCUAAGAAAAGCAAUCUCACCCAACACCUCCUAACACACACUGGAGAAAAGCCAUAUGAAUGUUCACACUGCACGAAAAGGUUUUCUCUGAAAAGUACUCUUAAACGUCAUCUCCGAACACACACAGGAGAAAAGCCAUAUGAAUGUUCAAACUGUAAGAAAGGGUUUUCUCUGAAAAGAAGUAUCACCCAACACCUCCUAACACACACAGGAGAAAAGCCAUAUGAAUGUUCACACUGCAAGAAAAUGUUUUCUCUGAAAAGUACUCUUACCUGACACCUACAAACACACACAGGAGAAAAGCCAUAUGAAUGUUCACACUGCACGAAAAGGUUUUCUCUGAAAAGUACUCUUAAACGUCAUCUCCGAACACACAGAGGAGAAAAGCCAUAUGAAUGUUCAAACUGUAAGAAAGGGUUUUCUGAGAAAAGAAGUAUCACCCAACACCUAACACACACAGGAGAAAAGCCAUAUGAAUGUUCACACUGCAAUAAAGGGUAUUCUCAGAAAAUAAGUCUCACCGACACCUUCUAACACAAACAGGAGAAAAGCCAUAUGAAUGUUGCUAUUGUAAGAAAGGAUUUUCUCUGAAAAAUAAUCUUAAACGUCAUCUCCGAACACAUACAGGAGAAAAGCCAUAUUGUGCCUGCCCGGACUACGACGACAAACAAACGAAAGCUCGCACGUGUUCUCAUACUGGGUAAACAAUAGUCAAAACAGCUUUAUUGAAUCUAGUCUCUUCAUCAUGGUCAAAGCUGACUCUUUGGCUUGCUGAUUCACUUUGUUCCUUAGAUUCCCGUAAAAACUAUAAACAAACAAACAAAUGAACAAAAUCCAACAUAAGUAUAUCAUCAUAUCAAAGCAUGUUACAGUGCAACUGCAUUAUAACGAGGCACUUGGGACGAGAGAAGAUACAUUGUUAUAGGUAAAGUCUGCCACAUCAGUGCCUUUAAUAAUAAGGUUCCACUGUAUUAUGAGUCUAAACAUUAUACUAAGGUGAAUAACAAUUAACUUCAAUUUAAAGUAAUUGGACUUAAAUUAUCAUAAUAGCAAUACUGUCCAGUAUUUAAUACACUAAGUGUUGUGAAAAUUAGAAAUAAACUCUAAACUGAUAUCCUACAAAUAAGGAAUAUUUGUAAACGUAUUUAACUGUAUACAAUGGGUGUCGAAAACAGCUUAAAUAGACAAUGUAAUUGCAAAAAUGUUAUGUGAGCAAUAAAUGUAAUGUCAACCAUCUUAUAUCAA